Molecule: messenger RNA, 600 nt
Organism: Aphanomyces astaci
Lineage: Eukaryota; Oomycota; Saprolegniomycetes; Saprolegniales; Verrucalvaceae
Product: AP-4 complex subunit sigma
Exons: 2
Coding region: 67-501 (144 amino acids)
Biological process (GO): vesicle-mediated transport; protein transport
Cellular component (GO): intracellular membrane-bounded organelle
Source: RefSeq, a predicted model, not a curated record
CUAUCUCGAGUGUGUGCACUGUGGCGUCGUCAAAGCAGAAGUUAGUAGUGCCAGCGAAGAGAAGAUAUGAUCAAGUUCGUGCUCAUGGUGAACAAGCAAGGCCAGACGCGACUAGCGCAGUACUACGACUUCCUUCCCAUUGCGGAACGCGUGGCGCUCGAAGCAGAGAUCAUCCGCAAGUGCUUGGGUCGCAACGAAAACCAAUGCUCGUUCGUCGAGUACCGCGGGUACAAGGUCAUCUACCGCCGAUACGCGUCGCUAUUUUUCAUCGUGGGGGUGAACAACGACGACUCGGACAACGAGCUGGGUGUCCUCGAGUUCAUCCAUGCGCUGGUCGAGACCAUGGACAAGUACUUUGAAAGCGUGUGCGAGUUGGAUAUCAUGUUCAACUUGGAAAAGGCGCACUUUAUCCUGGACGAGAUGAUCAUGAACGGACAGAUCGUCGAGACGAACAAGCUGUCGAUCCUCAAGCCCAUCCAUCUCAUGGAGAAGUCGUCGUGAGUUCCCCGAGAGCCCAUUCCAAAGCACAUCGUAAUCCAAUAUCGUCAUGUGUGCGUGAUAAAUAUUAUCGUCAUGUCAAGAAGGGGGAACGAACUACUC